AUGAAUAUCUCCACAUCCACGUUCUCGACUAAAAGAAGAGGGCUGAAAAAGGUCGAAGAAGAAGAAAACGCUGCAACUUUACAACUCGGAGAAGAGUUUCAGCUCACCCAGGUAAACCAUCAGGGACAAGAAGAAGAGCUGAUCGCAUUGAAUUUGAGCGAAGCACGGCUGGUCAUCAAGGAAUCGCUAGAAUUGCGCAAGAGGCUAUUCAAACAAUGGAUUAAGAGAGACGAUACGAUGGAAACGGACGACGACGCAGAUGCAGACGCACACACACAGAGCCAUGAAAAGGAACUCCAAAAUAUCGAUAAGCUGCUGGAGACAACCACAGGUGGGAAUAAUCAGGCACUUAAGCAAACAAUGGUGUAUCUGACGAAUUUCUCGCGCUUCAAAGACCAGGAAACCGUCACUGCUGUAACUCAGCUUUUACAAAGCACAAACCUGCAUCCGUUUGAGAUUUCGCAACUCGGAUCUCUUUCUUGCGAAGAUGCCGAUGAAGCCAAAACUUUGAUUCCAAGUUUGGGCAAUAAAAUCUCGGACGACGACCUCGAAAGAAUAUUGAAAGAGCUGUCCAAUCUCGAAACCCUGUAUUAA
Messenger RNA from Lachancea sp. 'fantastica', 594 nucleotides. The record is from the annotation of a GenBank genome assembly. Lineage: Eukaryota; Fungi; Ascomycota; Saccharomycetes; Saccharomycetales; Saccharomycetaceae.